CAUCACUGUGCAAGAUAUCCCUAUAUCACCCAUUACAUAAUACGAUGUAAUGGCUCAUUAGCGUGAAUCAGAGAAAAUGGAAGUAUUAACGUUUCCCCUUCACGACUAGACGCUGAUCUGUAAUGAGAAAUUUGAUUGUUGACGAGGACACGUGUCGGAGGAGUGAUGUUGCUAGACGCGACAGCGCUGGCGGUUCUUCCAGCGACAACGUUCGCACUGCACGUCGUCGGUGCGAGAUCGUGGACCUGCGACGUGCGUUGCAGGGUAAAAUUAGUAGCAACGAGAUAUUUUGCGGCCUUGAAAUCGUCUCCGCGAGCAGACCCAGUGGAUUUUAUCAGAGACUGCUCGAGGAGAUGGGCAAAUAUUCGCCCUUGUUUUACGCGUUAACGUGGCACGAGGAAGCGCCUGCCGACACUGAGAACUAUCUACCUUUGAAUCUGCUGGAGAAUUUUCCGUCUAACACUCUGCUACAUUUAGCGGCAAAGAGUUUCAAGCGUGACGAAGUGAUUCGUAUCUCGAGGAAAGCUCUUGCCCUUGGAACAAUUAACAUUUUUGCGCUACGAGGAGAUUCCUUGUCAGAGGAUGGUGACUUCAAGCACGCAGCGGAUUUGGUCGCUUUUAUUAGAGAACAAUUCGGCGGCACGUUCUGCAUCUGCGUGGCGGGCUACCCGCAAAUGCACCCGGAAUCACCGUCGAGAGAGCUCGACUUGCUUUAUCUAAAAGCGAAAGUAGACGCGGGCGCCGAUUUCAUCAUAACUCAAAUCUGUUUCGAAUCUCAGGCUAUAAUAGACUUCGUGAACGACUGUCGAAAGAUCGGCAUACGAGUUCCAAUCGUCCUUGGAAUCUUCGUGCCGAUGAGUUACGAGUGUUUAGAGAGAAUGGCGAGCAUUUGCAAACUCGACGUUCCCGUCAAGAUAAAAGACGAUUUGUCACGAGUGAGGGAUAACGACGAGGCGGUGACAAAAUUUGCUGUCGAUUUGGCGAUGCAGAUAAUGACGGACGUAAUCAGAAGCGGGGUUACACGUGGCUUUCAUCUAUUUACGUUGAACAGAAUGUUCAAAUGUAUUGAAAAUGUAGAUGGCGUUCAGAAAGCACAGGAAAUACCAACUCAUAACCUAAUCUCUUUUUCGUUUCACUUUCACGUGGAGCACUGGCGAAUUACCAUACGCAAAUUGGCGACAAAUUAUUUUACGUGUUCAUAUAUAGUGUUCAUUUUGCAAGUGUUCAUGUUUGAAAUAUAUACUAUAUGUAUAUAAAUUAUAUUUAUUUUUCCAUCAUUGAUCAGUUAGAUGCAAAUACAUAUGUUGAUAAAAAAAGAUAAAAAAUAACAUCAAAAUAUGUUUCAUCAUGUUAUAUAUAAGUCAUCCUAUACAUAAGUGUAAUAUACUAAUUUAGUUGUGAAUUUAUAUAUACAUAUAUUAUAAAUAAUCAAUUGCAAUCUAUCCUAUAUCAUAACUAUUUUUAUUACAUGUAUAUGAUAAAACAUAGUUUGUUGUUUUCAUUAAGGCUGCGUCCCAAAAUUCACUGUCAGUACUGGAAAUCUAUAGUUUAUAUCACGUAUACUAUAUAUUAUACUAUAUAAGUAUAUGUGACAUACACUAUAGAUUUUCAGUACUGACAGUGAAUUUUGGAAGAACGCAGCCUGAAUAUAAUUCAAUUGUAGAAUAUUCUGUAAAUGUUCUUUAGAUUGUACUAAACAGCUUCUAUGAAUAUUCUUGAAACAUGCUAAACAAUAUUCUUUGGAUCUAUCUAGAAUAUUUAAAUUGGUCUCAUUUCAACAUUUUAUGUAGAUUUAUGGAAUGUCUUCUAGUACAUUUUUAGAAUAUUCUUAAUAUUCUCGACGCAUAUUCAUUGACUGUUCACGGAAAGUGUUUGUGUUAUCUGGGAAUGUAAGAAAAA
Ooceraea biroi (clonal raider ant) is the source of this 1899-nucleotide messenger RNA. RefSeq names its product methylenetetrahydrofolate reductase. Gene Ontology annotation, cellular component: cytosol. Lineage: Eukaryota; Metazoa; Arthropoda; Insecta; Hymenoptera; Formicidae. Gene Ontology annotation, molecular function: FAD binding; methylenetetrahydrofolate reductase [NAD(P)H] activity. Gene Ontology annotation, biological process: tetrahydrofolate interconversion. The record is from RefSeq and is a predicted model, not a curated record.